Messenger RNA from Prinia subflava (tawny-flanked prinia), 1859 nucleotides. RefSeq names its product non-compact myelin associated protein (gene NCMAP). Gene Ontology annotation, biological process: regulation of myelination; peripheral nervous system myelin formation. Lineage: Eukaryota; Metazoa; Chordata; Aves; Passeriformes; Cisticolidae. The record is from RefSeq and is a predicted model, not a curated record. The coding region runs from base 262 to 573 and encodes 103 amino acids. The transcript is spliced from 4 exons. Gene Ontology annotation, molecular function: structural constituent of myelin sheath. Gene Ontology annotation, cellular component: paranode region of axon; Schmidt-Lanterman incisure; plasma membrane.
GGGAGGCGGCGCCGGGGGCCGGGCCGGGCUGGGCGGCCCCGGGGAGGCACCUGCGGCGGCGGGGCUGUGCCGGGGCUCCGGCCGCACCGGCACCGGGCUCCCCGCGGGCAGCUCCGGGCUGGGGGAGCGGCGGGAGCGGCGGCGGGGGAGCCCCGCAGCCCCGGCGGGCGGAGGGAGCCGGGAGCGGCUGCGGCAGCGCCGGAGCCCCGAGCCCGCAGCAUCCUCCGUGAGAAGCGCCGGCUGAGCGUGGGCCGACUCAAGAUGACGACGGCCACGCCACUGACCAAUAACACUCAGCUCUCAGUGAAUGUGACCACAAAGUCCCAAGAACAAAGUCUCUAUCAAAGUUCUGGAGCAAUAGUUGCUGCCAUUGUGGUGGGGGUGAUUAUAAUUUUCACAGUGGUUCUGCUCAUCCUGAAAACAUACAACAGGCGCACGCGGGUGCGGCGGGAGCUGGAACCCAAAGCCUCCAAGCUGGCAGUGCCACCUCCGGGGGGACACAGCAGCCACGGCCUGGCGCAGCAGCCCUCGGUGACCUUCAUCCCUGUGGACAUCCACCUGCAGAGCAGGUAACCGGGAGCGCUGGCCCUCCCUGCCGGAGAAGAGAUGGAAUUGUUACCCCGCACACCCGGGACUCCUCAGCAGGGCUGCACGGGGGCAGCAACCAGCUGGAAUUCUCUCUGAAAAUUGAUAUAAAUCCUGGUUCCUUUCUUUGGGAGGAAAACCAGAGGUGUGGACACUUUUCCUGUGACUGAAAUAACAAAUGGAGGUCUAGGAAUCAUCAGGAUGGCAGCGAGGUGUUUUCUGGAUAAGCCAAGAGAAGAUGCCCAGGUUUUGUGGAGCUUUUUCCUCCUCAGAGACUUUGAAUCCUCUAUAUUCAGAAGAUUAUUAUUCAUAUGAUAAACAGGAGGAAAAGUCUGCACAUCCCCAAACUCAGGUUGGGCCUGGGUUUGUUACGAGUGACAUGGAAGAGGUUUGUGGUUUAUUUUAUACCUGGGGGGUAGUACAGGAGGUAUCAAAACUGUAUUUAUCUUUACUCAUAUUUCAUGUUUCUAAUGCCAUAUAUGUACAGGUUGAGGGGAAAAAAAAAGUUACUUCUUAUUUUCAAGUAUUUUUAAACUAUUUCUAUAAACUGUGUAACUCUCCAUUUGCAAAGGAACUCAGUGUCUGAGAGGUUUCACUCUCAGUUCAGGCUCAUGGCUGUGUUAGAAUGCUUUGUCUUACACAAAAUCUGAGCUCUUUAACUGAAAAAAAUAAGCAUGGAAAUAUAAAAAAUCACUUUGGAUAAAGCAAGGGAGGCUCUGUGCAGCCCCUACUGCCACUCACCCUGCAAGGCUUUGUUCUCUGGUGCAGCCCAACUAUUUUUAGCCAUUUUUUAUUCUCGAAAGCGACUCAAAGCGAGGUUGUUUUGUGAGUGUGAGGGCUGUGGGUGUGCAGCAGUGGCACAAAGGAAUUCCCAGGGACACUCACAGCCCACGGGGUGGGGACACAGAGCAGCAUUGUCACACACUCACUGGCAGAUUGUCUGAGACUUUAUACUUCAAUUUUUUUCCAAUAAGCUUGGAUGCCUUGAGCAGGUCAGUUGAACCAACUGGUAAUUUUCAUUGUGCAGAAACUAAAUUCAAUUACUUUGCAAUAUUCUUUUCUGGCUGAAACUGGAGCACGGUUUGGAUUCCAAACCAAAUAUUGAGACAGCUGUUUGUGAAGUUUCUGAAUCUCCUUGUAAAUAUUUCUCUUGUCCUGGUUCUCUACCUUAUUUUUUGUGGCAGGGAGGAUUGAUUUAAUAAUUCAGAAGGGGCAGCAGACGCACAUCUAAUUUUUUUCCAAAAAAAUAUAAAGGAGUUGAUUUUCUGUUUCUA